AAAGAAGGAUGAAACCUGGAUGGAUUGGAAGGCUCUCUAUUUGCAUUACCUAUACAUAAUGCACAUAGAUGUGAGAUUUGGUGUCAGACGUUCUGAGAUACCGAUCGUGUAAAAAAUUGAAGGCUUUGUUGGUUAUGCCCUCUACGGUCGUAUAAUGUUCAGUUGUAGUUUAGUUUAUUCAUAUUGGCAGCCCUGUUGUUGAUGACGUCAUUGUAAAGUUCCGAAAUUGAAAUCAAUAAGUGGUGUGCAAUGUUGUGUGCACAUGAUAGUCGGAGCGAAAUGGUGAUUAUAUCAAAACAAUUUGGCAGAGCGUAUUGUUUUUAUUUGUUAAGAACGAACCUGUAAAUAUUAAUCAACAAUAUGGUACGGAACACGAAGAAAAAGCUGGCGAUAUUCGCCGGAACGUCAAAGUGUUUGAUAUACGCAGAAGCAAAGUAUUGUGCCUCUGAAAUUCCUGGAGAGAUAAAAUACUAUGAAUGUUCUAGAACCGAAUAUUGUUGCGGUAUUGGUUGUUGCGUAUCACCAGGGCUACAUUUUCAUCAUUUGUGGUAUUAUUGGAUACUAGUUAUAAUUAUGUUCCUGGUAUGCUCCGGUGGUGGCUGGUGGUAUCGAUAUUGGUUACAAGGAAGAUACAGAGCUGCUGCGUCGGCUAUUCCCACCAGAGCCUCGAAUGCACGAGCUCAAAAUUCUCUUCGAGGGCCGACGUGUCAGGGACAGAGGGCUCGCAUUACGUACAAUUCAGCGAGAAACACUGUAUUAUUGCAUCGUAUGUGGAAAGGCCCUCAGAGAAACGGAGCAAUGCCUGGUUACACCGGCAACGCGACAACGUCCACCCAUUACCAGAAUAUGAGCGUUAUGUUGAACGAUGCGAACUGCCCGUACUAUCAGUUAUACGGUCCGCCUCCAAGCUACGAAACUGUGAUAGCUCAAACACGUGGUAAGGUAUCAAAUCCGGCAUCGCCAGAAUCGACAAACGCGCGAUCACCGAGCAUCGCGCCAACGAAUUCGAACGUGCCCCAAUGUUUCUCUUAUACCUGCAACUUCUCUGCGAGAUUGAAUAACAGUUUAGAUCAAAGCGUGCAAUACGCGAAUGGCGGUACGAGUUCACGGCAGGUCGACGGUCGAGACGGUAUCCCAUUCGCGCAUUUUCCGCAGUAUUGCACGGUGACAGAGGGAACUAUGAGGCAAAAUGUAUGCAUUCCUUUUGCCUAUCAGGAACAAUCGUUCGUUACCAGGGAUACCUUUAAUCCUCUGUACCAAGCUAGUUCCAUAAAUUGUGUUCCAUACCCGAUGGACAAGUCGUCAGACACUUCGGACCCGGAGAAUCAAACUUAUCAAGUGUCGAAUACCGAAAGAUACACGAUGGUAAAUGUCGAUUGCACGGCUGGUAGUAGUAGAGAACAAGGUAUUUGGGAGUCGGACGAUCGUUCCAUUUCCAAAGCGCACGGUAGUCAAGUAAAAAGAGACACGAGCGAAAGAAUUGAGAAAAAUUUGGAAGAGGAGCGUGAAAGUACGUCGGAGGUAACAACGACGGGCUUCGACGACACGAAAUCGAUGGAUUGGUCGGAAAAUUUCGAUUCGGAGUCGAGGAAGGGUCGUCGAGUGUACGGUGGUUCUUUAAAGGCAAGCGGCAGAUACGCCGAUAAAGAGAGAUGCGAGGAAUAUUCCGUUCAGAGGGCUUUCUCGAGAAUUUUGCCCCAUUCCUGUGAUGGACUUAUUAACACAGAGCCAGCCACAACAUCUGUCGAUGUGUCCCAUAACAAAAGCUCUUUAGCAGAGGGGGCUGAUGUUAGUGCGAGUUCUUUUCAAUCAAAUCCAUCCAAUAAUGUGAUAUUAGAGUGUUUCGGUUCCAAUGGCGCGUCCUUCUCGAUGGAGAAUAUCGAGAAAGUCGAACAGUCUCAUUCUCGUCUCGUAAACACUAGUACAAAUUCUGAUCUUGAAAGUAAAUUUAGGUUAGACAGAUCGAAAUCACUGGACUGAGCAGUUAUAUGGAAUACAUUGCUAUCGUACUACGUAUAUAUGUAGUGCUUAUUCUUGUACACGUUAUUGAUUCACGCGUAUUCGUGUAUGAUCGCGUUACCCCGAAAUCGGUCAUAUUGAUAUCACGAGUCGUGAUCAAACUUUCAUCCCACAAAGUUCUCCUGUAAUCGAUAUAACAAAAUGAACGCAGUAUUGUUUUCUUAUCCAACUUUCUGAAGAUUGGUGCGUGUGUCAUUUGAGCCAAGUUUUUUCGGAUUCUUUGUCGAACGAGAAGCAAUGCUUAAUCUAUGGAUUGUCUAUUUUUUGAUAUACAUGUCUAUUAUUAUGUCUCUCUCUUCUUGGCUCUCUCUAUAUAUCUAUCUGUGUAUCCAUUUAUCGAUCAAUCAAUCAAUCGAUCUAUUUAUCUAUCUAUCUAUCUAUCCAUCUAUCUAUCUAUUUCUUUAUCUAUCUAUCUGUCUGUCUAUCUAUUUGUCUGUCUCAAUACGUAUGGAGUUCAACUGCAUUAAACUAUUUACGUAUGUUUGAAAAUGUUUCGUUCGAUGUACAUUUAUUUUCGUGGAGAUCGUGUCGCGAAGCCAGAAUUAAGAGUCGCCAGUACGUUCGAUAUUUAUACGAAUGUAUAUGAUACACUAGAUUCUCUCGUAAUUCGAACAAGAGGCUCACGGGACCAUAUUUAAUACUGUUCAGUUUGUCUCGAUUAUUUAUCGGUUACGGGAUAAUUUAUUAUCUACCCAACAGCCGUUACCAUAACGCGUGACUUGAUUGGAUCUCGUUUUUUACGAUACGUGAUACUGCCAGAAAUCUUCGGUCAAUGUCCCGUUCGAAUUCGAACGAUCGCUCCGAGCUGUAAUGUUAAUCGGUUAACAUAAAUACUCGAUUACAUAUCUCCUUUUUCUUUCCUUUUACGAACGAGCUCAAACCAAUUCCAAUUACGCACAAGGGCGUCGCUCGACGCUGUACUUAAUCGUCCUACAUGAACGUAUCGGUAUGCCAAUAACUCGUUAGCGCACCUUUUUCUAAUCUUCGCACGAACGUCGUACUUUACAAAGCCACAGAACAGUUUCUAAUUCUAAUUAUUAGGUUAAAAAAAAGUUAUAUUAUAGACUAUUUCAUACGCCGUAUUUUCAAAGGAAGAUAUUAUAAAUCAAGGGGAUGGAGUUCGAGUGAAAUCGGUUCUGUUCCUCUUUUUUUUUUUCUUUUUUUUUUAACGAUGGAACCGUCGCUCGUUUUGCUUUCUCAGUUCAAUCGAACGUCUUUUACGUGUUACGUAUUUCUUUCAUGUGCACGUUGAUGCAGUUUCGGGAACGUUUAAUGAUUCUUCAUUGACAUCCUUCGAGGAACGCAGCAAUUCGAUGUAUGUAAUACGUUAUUAAUUUUAAGAUACGCAUAUGCUACAAAAUAGUUUUACGAUUAUUGCAUUGUCAGAUAGGAUUGGGAGAGCGAGAGAUUAUAUUGCCGCUCAUAAAUAUCUGGACUAUAAUACGUGUACGGAUGGUAUACAUUAUGUCUCGUAUGAAAUUACUUUAAGCAUUCAAUUUUUAUGUGUUUUUUUUUUUUUUUAAUGGGAAACUAAUGAUCAAAAGUAAUACUUUCAACAAAGAAUAAUGAGUUUUAAUUAUUUGCGUCAAAGUAUCUAUUUGUAAUUUAUCAAUAUAUAAUCUUUGCUACUCUGUAAUUAAAUUACAUCAUUUUAAAAGUGAGCAUACGUCCGGAUACUUUUAAGCGGAUAUAUAUAUGUGUGCAUGUAUGUGUGUUACGUGUGUUGAGAAUAAAUGGCUGACCGACAGCUGAGAUACUAAAAAAAAAAAAAAAAGGACUUUCAUGGAUAUAGAGUAAGCUAAGGAAGAUCAAGUGGGCGACCGAUGGUACGAAACGCGGGAAAUCCCACGAAAAGGAAAUCUAAUAGGAAUUAAAUUUUUUGAAUCGUCGUUUACGGAUCGCAAUAGCUUGCAAAAUGCCUUUCUUUUUACUUAUCGAUUAUUGUCCUUUUCAACUUAUACAUACACUUAAAUGCUGGUGCAAAAUGGGUUGUAUGUAUCGAUCAGUGUCACUAACAGUGUUAGAAACGAGAAAGAUCACAAGUAUAAGAGAUGAUAAGUCACAUUUUUACGAAAGAUCAAUUUAUAAUAUUCAAUAUGUUGUCAAUUACUUUCACAUCGAAAUUACGUUUCUUUUUCUUAUUUCCUCACUUCGAACUAACUCACUUUAAAAACCAACCAAAUUAAAAUCACUUAUUUUCAGAGGGCUUGUAUCUAUUCCGUUGUUUAACCAUAUUUAAACUACUAAGCAAGACGGAAAUGAGAGAAGAUCGAUAAAAAUGGACUUGUCAUAGCUUUCCGGUGUGAUCUUGAAACGAGAAGGCACGGAUAGGUCGCUGCGGAUAGACGAAAUCAUUUAGUCAGGUUUGCCCGACGAAAGCUGCGUGUUAGAGUUGCAGUUAUUUUUGCAACACGUCGAGUACAGUCGAAAGCAGAAAUCGCGCCUUCACGUACCAUCGCGUUUCUAAGUUUCCGAUGCCGAAGUUUUCGAUUGUAACAGCGGUCCAAAGAAAACAGUGUACGUGCCAAUAACGAGUCCGUUAGAUAAGGUAAUGUCGAAUAGAGCAAGUCGAUCGAUCUCGUAACAGAGGAGAUAUUAUAUAUACAUAGUAUUAUUUAUUAAAAUUAUAUAUAAUUAUAUAAGAAUUACACACAAAACGCGUGCGUGUGUAUGCACAUACAUGCAUAAUUAUUUUUUGUAAUCGAUCCGAAUGGAUGAACUGUUUUAACAGUCCAAUCGAAUGAGAAAACGCUAAUUAAAUAACGCAUAAGGUAUAAAGUAACAUGCCGAGUUACUAUCGUUCCGGAUUACGGGGGGUCUUCUGUAGAUUCAGGAAACACUAUAUUUUGCGUGCGUGCGUAGUUUGCGUGUUAUAGCCCUAAACGAUCGAUAAAUAGUCCGAAUGAUCCUCUCACCGUAACGUGCAAUCAUAUUCGUAUUAAUAUACUGUAAGAUAUAUUGUACCUCACGAAAAGGGUUGUCUUUGCUGAAAUAAAGACAAAAUAUUUAUUCACA
Molecule: messenger RNA, 5034 nt
Organism: Frieseomelitta varia
Lineage: Eukaryota; Metazoa; Arthropoda; Insecta; Hymenoptera; Apidae
Exons: 7
Coding region: 361-1980 (539 amino acids)
Source: RefSeq, a predicted model, not a curated record